This is a messenger RNA of Mytilinidion resinicola, 471 nucleotides long. RefSeq lists its product as uncharacterized. Bases 1 to 471 code for a protein of 156 amino acids. The record is from RefSeq and is a predicted model, not a curated record. The transcript has a single exon. NCBI's taxonomy places the organism in Eukaryota, Fungi, Ascomycota, Dothideomycetes, Mytilinidiales, Mytilinidiaceae. Gene Ontology annotation, molecular function: protein binding.
AUGACGGCGACGUUGAUAGCGCUGCAAGGAUACGAGAAGGCACUUGGGGCAGAGCACACAUCGACACUCAACACGGUCAACAACUUGGGCAACCUCUACAAGAACCAGGGCAAGCUGGGCGAGGCAGAGAUGUACGAGCGAGCGUUGCAAGGAUACGAAAAGGCACUUGGUCCAGAAAGUGUUGCUACUUAUGUCCCAGCACUAAACACAAACUGGGGCCUUGGUUCGCUCUUCCAUAGUCAAGGUCAUUCAGCUAAGGCUAGGAUAAUGUACUCGAAGGCCCCAGUAGGAUAUGUGAAUGUUCUUGGACAUGACCAUCCACACUGUCAGAGUCUGCGGGAGAAUGUGAGUGCUUUGAUUCCCGAAGCGGAAAAUAUCGACAAGAGGGAGGAUUCACGGCCUUUAAUGAUUGAAGGGACUGCGGGAAAUGGAAAACGUCAUAGGUUGUUCAGAAAAUUCGGGUUAAGGUAG